AUGCCUCCCACAAGCCUGGUAGCACAUUAUGAGAGACAGAUACCCUCUGCAAGGGGGAAGGAGAGUGAAAUCAGCAUACAACUUUGCCAUGGGCCCCAGCACAAGGCCCAUCCCGGUGAAAUCUGCCUGCAGGUCUAUGCCAUCGGACUGCUCUCCCACUGGGUGAAAGCCGAAGGUCUAAAUACAACAAUAGUGGAAGAAAAAAGAGAAACAUCCUCUAAUCCUCCAACUGUUCGUCACUUCCAAGACUACCAGAAUGUUCCCGAGUACCAAACCCAAUCAAAAACAAAUCUAGGACAGGAUGCUACAGGCAGCAGGCAGAUCCCUCCACCCACACUGGUGAUAACAGCAGGCCUUUGCCUCCCAGUGCUCUACCCAGCAACAGAAGGUAAACCAGGCCUGAGGUCUUCUAAUCCUCCACACACUAGCAGUGCAUCAUCCAUACCCUACAACUUCUGGCCCUCUAACCAGUGGCAGAGGAUGGCUCAGAGGAAGCUCUCCAAACAGAAAAGAAGUGAUGUGAUAACAGAAAAAUGUAAAAGAAAAGAAAAGAAAAGAAAAGAAAAGAAAAGAAAAGAAAAGAAAAGAAAAAGAAAAGAAAAGAAAAGAAAGAGAGAGAGAGAGAGAGAGAGCGAG
Galeopterus variegatus (Sunda flying lemur) is the source of this 636-nucleotide messenger RNA. Its product is annotated as transcription initiation factor TFIID subunit 3-like. The transcript has 6 exons. The record is from RefSeq and is a predicted model, not a curated record. NCBI's taxonomy places the organism in Eukaryota, Metazoa, Chordata, Mammalia, Dermoptera, Cynocephalidae. The annotation marks the transcript as partial.